Gekko japonicus is the source of this 1075-nucleotide messenger RNA. RefSeq names its product 17-beta-hydroxysteroid dehydrogenase type 6-like. The transcript has 4 exons. The record is from RefSeq and is a predicted model, not a curated record. Bases 31 to 978 code for a protein of 315 amino acids. Lineage: Eukaryota; Metazoa; Chordata; Lepidosauria; Squamata; Gekkonidae.
UCAUUCAUUUCUUCCCUGAAGCCUUUUGCCAUGUGGUUCUACUUGGCUGUGUUGCUGGUCCUUUAUUUCUUUCGCCGAUGGUACCGUGAGAGACAGACUGUGGAGAACCUGACACAGAAAUAUGUCUUCAUCACCGGCUGUGACACUGGCUUUGGGAACCUGCUUGCCAGGCAGCUGGAUCUGAAGGGCAUGAGGGUUUUAGCAGCAUGUCUCACCCAGAAGGGGGCUAAGGAGCUGGAGAAGGCCACAUCCGACCGCUUGAAGACCACCAUCCUGGAUGUGACCAGCACAGAGAGUGUUGUCGCCGCUGCCGAGUGGGUGAAACGAUGUGUGGGGGACAAAGGGCUCUGGGGUGUAGUAAAUAAUGCGGGCAUAGGUGUACCAUCGGGUCUCAAUGAGUGGCUGACUAAGGAAGACUUCAUGAAAAUCUUAAGUGUCAACUUGCUUGGGGUGAUUGACGUGACGCUGCACAUGUUGACCCUGGUGAAGAGAGCCAGAGGAAGAGUGGUCAACAUGGCCAGCAUGAUGGGAAGACUGGCAUUAUUUGGUGGAGGCUACUGUCCAUCCAAGUUUGGUGUGGAAGCAUUCUCUGACAGUCUGAGGCGAGAGAUGCUUUCUUUCGGGGUCCAUGUCAGCAUUGUUGAGCCCGGCGCUUUCCGUACACCCAUUAUAAUGACCGUAGGAGACAACUUCAAGGAUUUGUGGACGCGGUUACCUUCCGACAUCAAAGUACAAUAUGGGCAGCAGUAUUUUGAGAACUAUCACAAAAAAUUGGUAGAACUCCUCCAGUUAGGAAGCACGAAUCUCUACUUGGUCACGGACUCCAUAGAACAUGCUCUGACGUCCUGCCACCCUCGCACUCGUUACUCACCAGGCUGGGAUGCUAAACUCUUCUACAUUCCUAUCUCCUACUUACCAACCACAGUAGUAGACUAUAUACUGACCCGUCUGCUGCCCAAACCAGCACAAGGGAUAUAGUUGGUUUUCUAGAAACAGCAUUAACAUCGAUUGAACAAGCCAAUCAACUUCAGAAUGGAUACAACUGACACUUUACCUUUUGAAACUCUUUUCAGAU